UCCAACUCCAAAGCAAUAUAUGGCAAAAAGAUAAUUACUGGCAGGAAUGAUUGAAAUGAAGAGAACAAUACAUAGGUAGAUCAAGUAAGUGGUUCUUGGAGAAUAAGAAUGACAAGACAGAUGAAACCCUAACUAAACUGCCCACUGCACCUUGACAUAUGACAUUAUAUUUUCAGGAUCAACAAAAUCUCUUAAGGAAAGGAGCUAACAUAGGAUUGCUGGGCUCAUUGGAAAAAACUAGAAAUGAUUAUUAAAUUCAUACUUCAGAUUCACCCAUGGAACAGAUAAUAAUGUGGUAUAUGCCAUAGUGAAAUGAUGGUCAUGAUCAUAACACCAUGGAAGGAUCUGAUCAAUACCUUUCAUCAACAAAACAGCACUUCUAAAAGGCUUAAUGGGACAGGAAACCAAUAUCACAGAGUUUGUUCUUCUUGGCCUCACUCAGGACCCUGCUGGGCAAAAAGCAUUAUUUGUUAUGUUUUUGCUCAUCUAUAUUGUGACAAUAGUGGGUAACCUGGUCAUUGUGGGGACAAUCAUUGCUAGCCCCUCCUUAGGAACCCCAAUGUACUUCUUCCUUGCCUAUCUUUCACUUCUGGAUGCUGUUUAUUCCACUACUAUUUCACCCAAGUUGAUGGUAGACUUGCUGUGUGAUAGAAAGACCAUUUCCUUUCCAGCUUGCAUGAGUCAACUCUUUUUAGAACACCUACUUGGUGGUGCUGAGGUAUUUCUUCUGGUGGUGAUGGCCUAUGAUCGUUAUGUGGCCAUCUGCAAACCAUUGCAUUAUUUGAUCAUCAUGAAUCGGCGGUUUUGCUUCCUCCUGUUGGUGGUGUCCUGGACUGGAGGCCUUGCACAUUCUGUGGCUCAACUUCUCUUUGUAUACAACUUGCCCUUCUGUGGUCCCAAUGUCCUUGACCAUUUUAUCUGUGACAUGUACCCAUUAUUAGGACUUGCAUGUACUGAUACAUACGUCAUUGGACUCACUGUGGUUGCCAAUGGUGGAGCAAUAUGUAUUUUAGUCUUUAUCAUUCUCAUAAUCUCCUACGGAAUCAUCCUACGAUCACUUAAGACUCACAGUCAGGAAGGGAGGCACAAAGCCCUAUCCACCUGCAGCUCCCACAUCAUGGUGAUUGUCCUCUUUUUUGUUCCCUGUAUUUUCAUGUAUGUUAGACCUGUUUACAACUUUUCUAUUGAUAAAUCCAUUACUGUUUUUUAUACAAUUAUCACUCCUAUUUUGAACCCUUUAAUAUAUGCCUUAAGAAAUUCGGAGAUGAAAAAGUGUAUGGAACACCUAUUCUGCAAAGUUUUAUCUACAGAUAGAAUAAUAAGUGUCUUCUCACUGAAUGUGCUAGCAGUUGUAAGGUAAGUAAUGAGCAAUAAGUUGUAAGAAGGGAUGAUGGAACUAAUUCAGUGUAUCUAUACUGUUGAUUUUCUUUGAAGAAAUCCAUAAGAAAAAAUAUCAAAAAUAAUCACUUGAGAUUAGAAACAAGUCUAUUGC
Molecule: messenger RNA, 1492 nt
Organism: Mesocricetus auratus (golden hamster)
Lineage: Eukaryota; Metazoa; Chordata; Mammalia; Rodentia; Cricetidae
Product: olfactory receptor 4A5-like
Exons: 1
Coding region: 392-1360 (322 amino acids)
Biological process (GO): G protein-coupled receptor signaling pathway
Cellular component (GO): membrane
Molecular function (GO): G protein-coupled receptor activity; olfactory receptor activity
Source: RefSeq, a predicted model, not a curated record